This is a messenger RNA of Malaya genurostris, 589 nucleotides long. RefSeq lists its product as uncharacterized. Lineage: Eukaryota; Metazoa; Arthropoda; Insecta; Diptera; Culicidae. Bases 62 to 466 code for a protein of 134 amino acids. Gene Ontology annotation, molecular function: odorant binding. The transcript is spliced from 3 exons. The record is from RefSeq and is a predicted model, not a curated record.
AAACACACAGUUCUUCACAAUAUAAUAUCCUCCUGAAAAGUGCCUCAUAAUUUAAAACGAAAUGAAUUACAUUGCAUGUGUGAUACUGUUAGGACUAAUCAUCUUAUCUCAGGAGUUUUCACCAGAACAACAUAAGACAAUAGAUGAUAUCAUUGGAAAAUGCGCUGCUGAAUCGGAUAUGCCAAUAGACAGUGACCUCAUAUUACUAUAUAAAUACAACGGAACCCUUUUUCCCGACGAUGAAAACUCGAAGAAAUUUGUCACUUGUGGUCUAGUUUUUAUCGAUGCGUUGAAAGAUGAUAAGAUUCAGCGUCAACAAUACAUCGACUUCUUCAGCGAGAAUAACGACGUUCAGGCCCUAACAGAGGCCACAGAGAAAUGUGCCGAUGUGGAUGGAGAUACCACCAUAGAGAUCGGAUACAACUUCUUCAAAUGUUUCUGGAAUGAGAAAGGCUUUGAGUUUUGAAGGUGGAUAAAAUAUCUUAAGCAAUGAACAUUUAAAAAAACUUAUACGAGAAGGAAAAUUUUAUAGUUUUUAUUCAAAAUAAUGAACAUUACAAGCUGCAUAUUUUUUCAAUCUUUCUUUGGA